Penaeus monodon (black tiger shrimp) is the source of this 493-nucleotide messenger RNA. RefSeq lists its product as uncharacterized. Bases 110 to 424 code for a protein of 104 amino acids. The transcript has 2 exons. The record is from RefSeq and is a predicted model, not a curated record. NCBI's taxonomy places the organism in Eukaryota, Metazoa, Arthropoda, Malacostraca, Decapoda, Penaeidae.
UUGUCCUUCCAUCGCCUUGCCACUUGUUAAUAUCACAUCUUCCUAUUCUUAAUUGUAUCGCAAUCUGCCUUUCUUCUAAUCAGUCUUAUUAUCAACAGAAUAAAAAAAAAUGAUAAUACAUUAUGAGAUGAACGAUGUAUAUCAAUUUAAUUUAGCCCUUUUUGUUAUUUGCCAACCUUCUCAACACAGACUCGAGGAGGACCGUUUGCUGGUGCGUCGUGUGCCGAGGGUUAGCACCUGCAACCAGUUUGCAACCGCGAGGGGCCCCGGGCAGAAGGUGGUGACGUACAGCUACUAUGGCAACGCCUCCGACCAUCGCGUGUAUGACAGAUAUUUCUCGGAGAUUCCCAGGCGGGCCAAGGAGGUUGCUCAGCGAUAUCCAGGUGAGUAUGUUUAUAGAGGAAUUAUAUUGGUAUGCAUGUAAAUAUCUAGGUGUAUCUACACAUAUGUAUUUUAUCAUUAUUAUUUUUUUUGUGUGUGUCAGUUUGUCUGC